CACUCAGCGCCGUCACCACAGGCCACACACACCCACACACGCAUCCAACAUGUUCAAGCUGUGCCUGUUCGCCGCCGCCCUGGCCGUCGCCUCCGCCGCCCCCAAGGCCGCCCCUGGGCUGCUGGGCGCCGCCCCACUGGCCUACGCCGCCCCCGCCGCCCCCGUGGGCCUGGCCGCGCCCGUCGUGAAGGCCCCUGCCCUCUACGCGGGUCCCAUCGCUGCUGCGCCCGGCCCCCUGGCCUACGCGGGUCCAGUCGCCGCCCCCGUGGCCUACGCCGCCCCUGCGGCCUACGCCGCCCCAGCGCUGCCGGCACACUUUGCCUACGCCGCCCCCGGCGUCCCAGCGCACUUUGCCUACGCCGCUCCUGCCGCUCCUGCUCACCUGGGAUAUGCUGCAGCGCCAGCCUUCCUUAAAGGACACAUAUGAAGCCAGCCAGGCGUUCUGAUGUUUUUGUAAUAUGUGAGAUGUUAUUUCACUUUUUUGCAAAAAAUAAAAUUUAUUUUGUUUUGAA
Schistocerca gregaria is the source of this 512-nucleotide messenger RNA. Its product is annotated as cuticle protein 16.5-like. The coding region runs from base 50 to 427 and encodes 125 amino acids. The record is from RefSeq and is a predicted model, not a curated record. Lineage: Eukaryota; Metazoa; Arthropoda; Insecta; Orthoptera; Acrididae. The transcript is spliced from 2 exons.